Molecule: messenger RNA, 3376 nt
Organism: Trachymyrmex cornetzi
Lineage: Eukaryota; Metazoa; Arthropoda; Insecta; Hymenoptera; Formicidae
Product: protein BTG2
Exons: 1
Coding region: 1077-1679 (200 amino acids)
Biological process (GO): negative regulation of cell population proliferation
Cellular component (GO): nucleus; cytoplasm
Source: RefSeq, a predicted model, not a curated record
CGUCACUCGAACAAAGAGACGAGGCUACCCCGUUCGUGCUCGUGAGCGCUGCCAUUAGAAAGUCGUCGGCAGUCGAUGAACGCGGAACCUCCGCGAGUUUGGACAGAGAGAGCGAGAGGGAGAAAGAUAAAGAGAGCUGGUCCAUCGGUUCGGACGUCGCGAUCAAGUUUUAUCAGCCUGAGCCAAUCUGCCGGGACUCGACGACGGAAAGAGAAAGAGAGAGAGAGAGAGGGAGUGAGAGUGGCAGUGGAAGGUUCGGAGGAGAGACAACCCCCCGGCUUUAGACAUCAGCUCCAGCAGCUCCGACCCACCGACGGACGCGACGGUCCCGGAUCGGCCGAAUCGUCGGAAUCGAUCCGGUGAAACGAAGCGUGAAAAGGAAAACGCGCCUUUCAUUCGUACGAGACUCGCUGCUAAGGAACUCGGCGCGAGGACGAGUCGACGACGAGGCGAAUUGGCAGGCAACGAGGCGAGCGUUAAGAAACGACGCGUGGACGCUCGCCCGACUAAUCGAUCCCCCACGUACAUCUGUUACAUCCGUUACCGUGCGCCGGAUUGCAUCCUCAUCGGUGAGGAUCUUCGAGGGACGCUCCGGCGGUUAGCCCAUCGCGCUGGAGGGUCGAGGACGUACGACGAGCGCUGUAGAGUGCUACGCAGCGACGUGGCGACGACGCCAUUUUGUGGUGACUGGUACUGUGUGCUUCUUUCGGCAUCAACGCCGUCGAGCUUACUCAUCGCCACGCCGUGACCCGUGACCCGUGACACGCGCGUAUCUCUGAUACUCGUCGUCUUCGACACCGGUGUAAAACGGCGUGCUGCGCUUUUAUCCUCCGGAACUGUGGAUCGCGAGAGACAGCGAGAGAGAGAGAGAGAGAGAGAGAGAGAGGUAAACAGUGCCCGUGUAUUUGAGCAAGAUUGACGACGAGUGCGUCAUCGACGUGACUUUCAUCCGCGCGCACCGCGUCAAUCCCACCGCGAUACAAAAGAGAUUGAGAGAGAGAGAGAGAGAGAGAGAGAGAGAGAAUUUUCUGUUGGAUUAUCGUCAUCGACGCCUUCGCCCUGGGUCACCACCGACCAUGAGACUGGAAAUCGUGUCGGCGGCGGAUUUUCUGGUGCACCUGCUGCGCCUGCAGGCGGGUCAGCUGUCGGAACGGCAACUGGAGAUGUUCAAAUCAUCGUUGACGGAGGUGUUGCGCCACCGUUAUCGGGAUCACUGGUUCCCAGAUCGGCCAAAUCGCGGCUCCGGCUAUCGUUGCAUACGCAUCAACGGUAAAAUGGAUCCGGUAAUCGCGCAGGCUGGGGCGAACGUCGGCCUCUUGCCGACGGUACUGCACAGCCUGUUCCCCAGCGAGCUUACAAUGUGGAUCGACCCGUCGGAAGUGUCGUAUAGAAUCGGCGAAAAUGGUUCCAUCUGCGUGCUGUACGAGCGUACCGAGGCCGAGAACGUGGAAGAGAUCUCCCAGCAGCAGCAGCAUCAGCAACAGCAUCAGCAACAUCAUCAGCAGCAGCAGCAACAACAACAUCAGCACCAUCAUUCGCAGCAACACCCACAAGCGCCAACUAUUAUGCCGUCGCCAUCUCAGCAACAACAACAGCAACAAUUCGAAACCUGCAAAGACUCUCUGUUGCUGGAGCACACGCAAUUCAGCGAGCAGAUCGCCGCGUACGUCUCCAGCUGAAUCGCCGGGCUCGCCGUCGCGCUCGUGUCUACGCUUCUGAAAUGAUCUACUAUAUAAGCGCACGUGCAUCUCGUGAUAUGUGAUAUCCCGCGUGAUGAUUGUGUCGCGUCGGACCGGGUACGUCCGCGCGCUCCUCAACCUUUUGUGAACUCCAAACGUGCGUGCGUCCCUUCCUUUGCGUUUUAUCUUUUCUCUCUCUCUCUCUCUCUCUCUUUCUCGUCCUUUUCCUUUCUCGGUGCACCGAGAAAUAUCCAGCCAAGAUUCGAGUCGGUCCUCGUUGUCUUCUUUCUUCCUUCUCUUUCUCUCUCUCUCUCUCUUUCUCCUUUCUGUCUCUCGCUCUCUCUCUCUCAAAAGAAGAGAAAAAAAAGUGAAAAUGGAGCACCGUCGUCGAUAAUCUGCAUAUCGUCGGGCCUCGUCUCAGCAGCUUGGAGCGACUUCCUGCUACACACGGCACAAGGGGGAGAGUCCAUCCUUCGGGAGACGCGAGCUCGUCCACGCGCGUCGGUCGGCUCGACUCUAGUCUAGUCUCGCGUUUCCCGAUCCUCUUCUCGCGCGUACGAAGAAUCUCGAGAGUGAAUGAAAACAAGGCAUCUUUGAGAAGAGAAACGUGUCCCCCAAGCACCUAGUCUGUGCGCUAUUUAAACUAACGCGCUCUCUCUCUCUCUCUCGAUCGGAUAUCGGAAAGACAAGACGAGAAGAAAACAACAUGCGUGUCGAGCAAUGGAAGAGUGAAAAAGCGAAUCGACCAGUCGAUUCAACGGCUGCUCCCUUGAACCAUCAUCUCUCAUCUUCAUCGAUCGCCCUUCCUAUCGGCGAGUCUUUUUCGCUGGAGAAGGAUUUCGCGGCCGUCGCAGCGAGAAAGAAGUGAGCGGAGGGUGAGCUCUCUCAGCAGCCGACUAAUUGAUCUCAGCACCUCCUCUACCCGCGUAACCUCCGAGUGUUCUCUCAUCACGACAGCAGCCACGCAGCAGAGGGAGGAACAACGAAGACCAGCCAGUCUCAUCGCCCUUCCUACAUUUUUUCGAGGGAGUAAAGAACCCGUACUCAUACAUUUGUACACAAAACAUAUAUAUGUAUAUGUAUAUUCUCUGUCUCUCGCAUCCUCCCGAAUGACCAGCGUCUUUCUUCCACGCACUUUUUCUCACCGUCGCGGAUCUCGAAUUAAGGUUCGUACACACCGACGAGUAUGCAGAUCGCCGCGGCUGUUUAUAAACAGUUUACCUUUCGAUGUGUAAAAAGCCAAUUUUUUUAAAUUAAAUCCUUUGUGAUAAAGUCCCAUUGAUUGUUUAAAAGAAAGUUAAGUGAUUUACGUUGAAAGUUAUUUACGAUUGGAUACAAUAAUUCUUGUAACCUAUAUGUACGAACUUAUUUCUAUAUUUUCCAUUCUCGCAUCGGUUUGUACAAUCAUAAAGUUGAGAACCACAAAGUAAUGUGAUGAGAGUCAAUCGUUCUCCAUUCUCGUCGUUGAGAAUUUUGUCGAACCUCGCACUGUCAAUGCAGAUUACCACCGAGCCACAUACACACAAAAUCUCGAAUACAUUCAUACAAAACUAAAUACGCACCGAUGAAUCUUGAGCAAACGCAAUCGCGAUGGAUCUCAACGUAAAUCAUCGCUAUCGUGAGCUGUUAAGAUCGUCGGUGCCCAAAUUCAUCGAAUUUGCUCUUCAUUAACGUAAUUUUUUCCACGAGCAUCUGUA